AUCAUAUCCAGGAGCAUCUCAAGAUUUGUUGAAUCGCCGGUCGAUUUUAGCGUGGCCCGGGCGCGCAGCGGAUAUCGUCGUCGCGGCUCCUCAGCGCGGACCUUACUAGGCGCCCCCCCCCUCGGAAGAAGUCUGAGCAGCUUUGUUUUUACAUAAUUUUAAUCCAUUCCUGAUGCGCUGGGAGCCCACGGAGAAAGUAGCCCAGUGGAGUCUCCCUUCAUUCGGUAAUAACGUGGUACACGUAACAAUACAACAGGAUUGAUUAUGAACGCAACGAAUUUGCAGCCUUCAUUACUCGAUAAGCGUUCUGCCAUUGCCAGUGGUAUUCAAGCGCAAGCAAGACGUUGGCUAGCCGGGGGCUCCAAACGGUACCUCCGUGCACGAGAAGAAAUAUGCAAAACUAAUUUUGGCAUGCUGACGCGCCAGACCAUGUUAAGAGUACGAAUCAAGAUAUUUAAGUCUAUCGCGAGGAAAGCCAUACAUCGAUUGGCAGCCCUCAGGGCUGAAGAAGUCUCCAAAAUCAGCAGCAAUGCGGCCAUGAAAGCGAUUGACUUUGCUAACAAGACGCUUAAAGUCACAAAAAGUAGAUACGCAGAAUUCCUUCGAGUAGAGGCGGGCGCACAAUGGAUUUCUGACUACCUUUGCGAGCGGAUGUCCAAACCGAUCUCGACUCACAUGCGGAAGCUCCUCGCACUCAAACAGAGUGACCAAAAUCACAAAAUAUGUACUCGCCAGUGCCUUGUUUUUUUCGCAUAAAUAGCAGUGCUUUUCUUAAGGUCCAACAUUACGGGCUGUGCGUGGCCAAUCCGGCAUGGUUUGUGAGAACUGUGGAGCAGUGGGCGUAUUCCAGUUUAGUUGUCUUCCCUGCAAUGGUUACAUAGAUGCACCCUCAGGAAAAGUGAAUUCGCUUCGAUUGCAAUGCGCUAGCGCUCUACGCGUCGAAACAAUAGGUAGUUCUUUCAAAGCCCCCCCCCAGGGUGAGCCCCAUGCACCUAGAUCUCAGGGAGAAGCAAACUUGCACGCAGUUCUCCACAAUGCUAUUGAGAUACUCAGGAGGAGGCUUAAGACUGUAGUUCCUGAAUUCGCUUCAUCCAUUCUUGCACUUAUCAAAACCAAAGGAUCUUGGCUUCAUUCAAAACGAAUAUGUGAUGACGAUCGGAUUUACUUCAAGCAGCGGCUUGAGCAACCUUCAUCAGCACGGCGUGCACAUCGGCAUCGUGGUUUUUUACGUGCCCUUGAUGGUGACGUUAAAAACCUCGACAAGGUGACAAAAUGCGGUCUGGCGUACUGCUUUGAUCGCUCUUCCGCAUGCGACGAACAGCGAGCAAAGGAAGUUUUGCUUAACUAUUGCAUGGACCCAAGGGCAGGCAAGCGCAAUAUUCAUAGCCACAAAGGAUGGGUUGAUAUUACCUCCACCUAUAAAAUGUGGUCAACAACUGGCCUUCAUGCUGCAAGGGAAAGUAUUCGGCUAGAACACUGUUUGAAACUACAGGCUAGCUGGAGCAAGUUUCAAGGGAAAUCCAUGAGGCAUCAACGUGAGAGUUGUGCCCAUUUCCUGUCAAUUAUCAUGCGUGAGCUAAAGAAUGAAGCUGAACGUGAGUUUUUAUGCAUCGAUAAUGCCCAAGAUAGCUCUUACCAGAAGCAUGUUAAAAUGGUGGAGAUAGAGAAAGCACGCUUUGAAGCGGCUGAUCGGAUCAUGCGAUUGCUUGCCGAGUACAGGGCAAUAAGUUCAUUGGAACAAUUCAAAUAUCUUCAUAUUUCGUGAUGACACUGGUGGAGAAAAGCAUGACUAUUUUAGGUUCAAGUUAUCAAACCCGAGCUUGGUGUUUUUCCUUCCUAGAUUGAACAUCGAGGUAUUAGUUAGCUGGAUACCAAGAAUGCCCUCAAGAUGCGCCUAGAUGUCCCAGUCUCGUCGGGUGAUGGCAGUCAAUACGCACUAGUGCUGACCUAGUUCGUAAAUCGUGGGUUUGUCAAUUAAGCAAUCUCAGACCCCGCGCCGAGGAAAGCAGUUUGCCACUAGCAUUCGGAGGCUUGUACGGUGAAAGAUCAGAAAAAUUUCCGCCGUGACUAGAUUAAUCUGCUCAUUUAAAAUUACUAGUGUCGUAUGAAUAGUAAUCAUAAACUGAAGCAGGAGAGAGGGCGGAUUAAACUGAAGCCUGACCCUGACUCGGAGCCCGAGGGUCUCGAGUCUGUGCCGAAUUCGCUUUAGGCCGUGACCGUGACCGUGACCGUGACUAGUAGAUCGCGUUCCGAGUCUGCUGCAGCGGCGGCGAUUGAAAAAGUAACCCCUGCCUGCCAGUCCAGUCUCGGACAGGGCAGAGUACUUCUCGAUGGCACUCUACAAACGACUCGGCCAGCGGCCAAGUGGCCGGGAACACGAAUCUGCGAAUUAUCACGCACCACUCCUCUCGGUCUGUGCGCGCACCGCGCGCACCGAAUUGGCAGGGCGCAGAUAUUACUUGUAGCGACGUCCCUGCCAGGCUUUUGGGCUGCCCACGGCGUUGCGGUCGCGCAGUCCGGCCUAAAUAAAGCCUCGUUUCGGUCACCCACGCAGUCGCCCCAUUAGGGCUCGCCCGACCCACCCACCCAAAACGUUGUACUGCAG
This is a messenger RNA of Pelagomonas calceolata, 2605 nucleotides long. The record is from the annotation of a GenBank genome assembly. NCBI's taxonomy places the organism in Eukaryota, Pelagophyceae, Pelagomonadales, Pelagomonadaceae.